CCGGGUAGGGCGGUGGACCCCGCAUAUCCGGGGCAUCCCACACCAGAUGUCUGACGUUGCGCGUCGUGUGUGUAGAAAGAUUUCUCCAAAACCUGAACGAAUACUCCCUCAGAAAUAAACCCCUGCGCUUUGAACAUUGUUCAUCUUUGAUCAUGGAUAUCAUCUCGCAAUACGUGGCGCUCGACGGUAGCAGGCUGGAAGGUCGACUGGAAAAUCCUACACAACGACAGGAGGAGCUGCAGGCAAUGCACCGUGCCAUUCUUCAAAAUGCGCAGGGUUUAACCAAUGCUAUUUCGUCGGAUACGAAUCGAGGAGUGAACAAUUCAUUGCUCGAGAUCAUCGUGGUGUUGCGUACAAUUAGUCAGCUUUUCGGACAACAGAGCCUAUCUGAAACCCUUAAGAGGGAAAGGGAGAUUGAGAAGAGCGCUGAGGAUCUAGAUAGAUAUAGUGCUUUGGGCAAUGUGCUGAUUCUGGCCGAUCCCUUUCUGCCGCUGGCCUCCAGCAUUAUUCCUCUCGCAUGUUCUAUCGCAGCGGGCAAUUCAACAAUGGUUCUCUUGCCGGCAGCGACCCCGACCUUUUCCAAAGAGCUCCUGGAAGUCUUCAAACAAUCUUCGCUUGAUGCUGAGGCCACUGCCAUUGUUUUCCCAGAGUCAAAGGAAGAUGCGGUGAAUAUUCUUGCAACCCUGAAACACUCCCGGUUCAAUGGGAUUGUCCCCCAACUGGAAGAGCAUCUCACGAUAUUUCGAGAAAGCGAGUUCCUGUUAGCAACCCCAACUCUUCGAGUUUUGUCUUCGGUUCCAGAGGCUAGUAUUGUGGUUGUAACGCGACACGCGCAAGUUCGAAAUGCCACCGAGGAAAUACUUCAAGCCCAAUCAGUGCAGCCGACCCUUGGACCCAGUUCUACGACACCGAUUUUUUUGAUCGACGAGUUCGUGCUGCGAGAGUUCGAGACUGAGACUCUAAGAGUUUUGUCGAUGAGACAAAAAAGCAACAGUCUCGACGGAAGCCAACAGGGGUUAAAGAAAUCCAACGAACUCUCUCCGGACCAGGUCUUGAUAUUUGAGAGUCAUGCAGGCCGUGUCUUGCAUCUGCCUGGUGGUGUUACCAUGUUGAUUGGAGACCCAAAUUGGAAGACGUGGGAAUACUUUCCAUCACUUGAACACCUAUUCAUUUCUCCCUCCAGGUUGUUAUAUGUUAUGCCAACUACCAGCUUAGAAUGCACCAUCACUCUAGCAGGCCAAUUAAACCCCGAAGGAUUUACGAAUUUGUUCUUGUACGGAAAUCCGUCGGAGUCGCGAUAUCUCUCCUCGUUCAUCACAGCGGCUGCCACGUACAUUAACUGCAUUCCUCUGCAAUCUAUCUUUCUUCCGGCAAAUCAUUUUCCUGUCACCGCGGUUCCGGGAUCGCUAUACUCCACUGCGCGGCCCGUAGCAACCGGAACACCUGCAGCUGCCGUUAUCCCUUCUCAUAUCUUAGCGUUCCCCCCUGUUGUCCAAAAGAACAACUUGUUGGCAAUCCUGACGGCGGAGAAGCUCAACCCACCACGGCAGAGGAAAGGUCAGAAUCUUGGAUUUUUUGAGCAAGGUGCUAUCGUUGGUCUGUCUCAUGUUCUUCUCACUACUAGUCUUACCUGCAUGGGGCUUUGGUUGGCUACCAAGAUACUGUUGCGCAAGUAGGCUGCGCAUGUUAGGGCAGCACGAGAUAUUUUCUUCGGAAGCAAAACAAUGCCCUUGAUUUUUGUUCAUCGGGGCUUAGAGUAGUAGAGUCACUCCAAGAUAUAGCCUCGAGAUAUUCCAUGUGCUCUCGCAGGGAUGCAGAUUUUCCUUUCUUGUCUGGGAGGUGGCGUCAGAGCAGGUAAUGGUUCUGUAUAUACGCGAUCAGUGGAGAGUCUUUUCAGAAAGAUAAGGGAUUUUCACUAAGUCAACGGACCCAGUUUCCGUGCACCCCCACCACAACUCCAAUAGGACACAAAGACGAAUGGAUUUUGCGGAAUGUAACCACCACCAUAUAUUUUUCUAUAGCUGU
Messenger RNA from Eremomyces bilateralis CBS 781.70, 2025 nucleotides. RefSeq lists its product as uncharacterized. NCBI's taxonomy places the organism in Eukaryota, Fungi, Ascomycota, Dothideomycetes, Eremomycetales, Eremomycetaceae. The coding region runs from base 153 to 1676 and encodes 507 amino acids. The record is from RefSeq and is a predicted model, not a curated record. The transcript has 3 exons. Gene Ontology annotation, molecular function: oxidoreductase activity.